GCGUGUUGGCGUCAUGUUAAAUGGUCGAUGAGUCAUGACAACGCAGAAAACGAGGAACAAGGAAGACGUCGAGUUUCAAAAGGAGUCAGUUUCUGUCUAAUCAACCACCACAAAUUAAUCAAAUCUUAAAAUGUCUCACUUUAGAAAGAGAGAUUGGAAACCAGAUCAUGUCAUCAUGCAGGAGAAUCCACACAUUUUGCAUACCCACGAAGCUAUGGUGGAUCUGAUAAAUGGACGAACCACUAAUUACACCUUUAUGGACGCCUUUAACUAUGGCCUGUUGGGUCUUGGUAGUGUCAACCCCUUCGUGGGUGACUAUAUUGACGAUGAAUACGACGAUGACAACGACUAUUAUGAUGACAAAAAACGCAAAGAUAAAAAAGCCUAUUGCGGUUUUACACACAAUUUUUUAGGGCAUAGUAGCUCAAAGCUACCCUUAACCCCACACCCAUGUAUAAGACAACUCACUCCUGAGGAGGCUGAAAAAAAUGGCAGGGAACUAAUAGAAGAAGAGAGCAAACUAAAAGAAAAAGCAGAAAAGAAAAGACUGAAAAAGAAGCGACAGAAGGAGAGGAGACGUGCAGGAAAAGAAAAGGAGUCUGAGAAUCGAGGGCCAGGGAGGCCCAGCCACUCGGAGAAACGGGGAGGAGAUUUAAACAUUGAGAGAGAGCAGCAGGAGGAGAAGGAGUUUACAGAGGAGCGCCUUGGUCCGGGACCUGGAGGUACUGCAGCCUGUAGCAGGCAGCAGGAGGCGCAGGAUUCUCCUUUGGAGGAGAACUGUGGUAGCAGUAAUGAGGACCAGGAGGACGUGGGAGACGAGGGCUUAGCCAGGGAGCCAGAGGAGUUGGAUAUGAGUAGCUGCUUCGUCUCUACGGCUGCGUGUAUUGCUAAACGACAACUAGAGCAGAACCCCAAACCAGAGAAGAAAAUUAUCCAGCAACCUCAGAAGCCAGUGGUGGAACAGCAGCAGCAGCAGAAGAAGGAACAGCAGCAGGAGAAGGAACAGCAGCAGGAGAAGGAACAGCAGCAGGAGAAGGAACAGCAGCAGGAGAAGGAACAGCAGCAGGAGAAGGAACAGCAGCAGGAGAAGGAACAGCAGCAGGAGAAGGAACAGCAGCAGGAGAAGGAACAGCAGCAGGAGAAGGAACAGCAGCAGGAGAAGGAACAGCAGCAGGAGAAGGAACAGCAGCAGGAGAAGGAACAGCAGGAGGAGGUUAUUGUCAGGAAAAAGGAGAAAAAGGUGGAGGCCAAUGUUGAUGAUAUUCUUAAAAGAAGCACAGAGCUCGCCCUCAUAGGAAACCAGUUCGCAGCCUGUGGCCAGCUGGAAAUGGCAGUCAACUAUUUCACUGACGCUAUUAAACACAAUCCUACAGAAUUUAAGCUGUUUGGGAACCGGUCCUUUUGUUAUGAGAAGAUGCAGCAGUAUGAUCGGGCCUUGAGUGAUGCCGAUCUGGCCCUCUCCAUGGAGCCUGGUUGGAUUAAAGGACUAUAUAGGAAGGGGAAGGCUCUGUCUGGACUCAAGAGGUACUUUGAGGCAUGCCAGACCUAUAAGGAGGUAUUAAUGCAGGACAGUUUGUGUUCAGAUGCUGCUCAGGAGUUGAUGAAAGUUCAGAUCAUGCAGCUGAUGGAAAUGGGAUUUACUCGUGAGCAGAGCUCUAAUGCGCUGAUUGUCCAUGGAGACUUUGAGAAGGCGGUUCAUGUCCUGUCUGGUAUUGAAGAUGAAUAUGGUAGUAAUGACUUUCCUGUGGCUGCCACCUCAGCAGAGGACAGUGCGACGUGGGAGGGAGUGGGCCCCAGGCCUAAACCUCUCCUCCAAACCAGACCUAAACCCAGAUCCACUACCCCAGUUCCUAAACCCAGAUCCACUACCCCAGGCCCUGAACCCAGAUCCACUACCCCAGGACCUGUACACCACGUUGCACCGGGAGGGAGCACAAGCAGUCUGUUUCCUGUAUAUGUUGGCUGUUUGGGGCCCAACACAACACAACCAAUGCUACACAGCCUCUUCAGCAGUGCUGGGACGAUCCACAGUAUCAAAAUCUUGCGCUCUUCCAACUGUGCAUUUAUCAACUACACCAACAUGGACCACUGUGAGAGAGCCAUCAGGACUCUAAAUGGUGAGGUGUUGAACGGAGUGAUGCUGGCUGUCCGUCACCCCGAUAGAGUGAUGCAGAAGAAACUGGGCUUGUCCCAAUUAGCUUUCACCCUCACCAACGCACCAGAGAAGAGUCAGGAGUGUUACUUCUGGAGGACCACAGGCUGUGUCCGACACAAUACCUGCAUCUUCAGACACGUGCCACAACACAAGGGCAUCGACAGGGACAAGGUCAACAAGUGAACAGCAGACAGCCACACACCAAUAACCUGGUCCUCGAAGCUGGAUCAAUGAGGUUUCCCCUCCCAGGCGUACUUUUCAAAUAUGCUUUUUAAAAAAUGUAAAAGUUAUAUAAGUAGACUUAAAAUUCGAUAAGCUAUAAUUGACUCAACAACCAAUAAACAAAUCUAAUUUUUUUUUUUUUAUCAACUAGGAAAUGUAGUUAUAUGUCGCUGUUGUUUUUCAAAGUUAGCUGGCUAAUUUGCUAAUCCUGUUUCUUGGAAUGGUCCGCUGGGACAGAAUCACGGCUUCUACUGACAUGUUCCCCUUACUGACAUGUUCCCCUUACUGACAUGUUCCCCUUACUGACAUGUUCCCCUUACUGACAUGUUCCCCUUACUGACAUGUUCCCCCUGCUGACAUGUUCCCCCUGCUGACAUGUUCCCCUUGCUGACAUGUUCCCCUUGCUGACAUGUUCCCCUUGCUGACAUGUUCCCCUUGCUGACAUGUUCCCCUUGCUGACAUGUUCCCCUUGCUGACAUGUUCCCCUUGCUGACAUGUUCCCCUUGCUGACAUGUUCCCCUUGCUGACAUGUUCCCCUUGCUGACAUGUUCCCCUGCUGACAUGUUCCCCUUGCUGACAUGUUCCCCUUGCUGACAUGUUCCCCUUGCUGACAUGUUCCCCUUGCUGACAUGUUCCCCUUGCUGACAUGUUCCCCUUGCUGACAUGUUCCCCUUGCUGACAUGUUCCCCUUGCUGACAUGUUCCCCUUGCUGACAUGUUCCCCUUGCUGACAUGUUCCCCUUGCUGACAUGUUCCCCUUGCUGACAUGUUCCCCUUGCUGACAUGUUCCCCUUGC
Messenger RNA from Oncorhynchus masou masou (cherry salmon), 3172 nucleotides. RefSeq names its product nuclear receptor corepressor 2-like. The transcript is spliced from 18 exons. NCBI's taxonomy places the organism in Eukaryota, Metazoa, Chordata, Actinopteri, Salmoniformes, Salmonidae. Gene Ontology annotation, molecular function: metal ion binding; protein binding; RNA binding. Bases 131 to 2338 code for a protein of 735 amino acids. The record is from RefSeq and is a predicted model, not a curated record.